Messenger RNA from Humulus lupulus (European hop), 2385 nucleotides. RefSeq lists its product as uncharacterized. The transcript has a single exon. NCBI's taxonomy places the organism in Eukaryota, Viridiplantae, Streptophyta, Magnoliopsida, Rosales, Cannabaceae. The record is from RefSeq and is a predicted model, not a curated record. Bases 64 to 2205 code for a protein of 713 amino acids.
UAACUCGGGAGCUCACUCGCUCACUGGACUGGACUGGACUGGACACUGAGUUAGUCGACGAAAAUGAAACCCAAUCUUCUUUUCUAUUUUCUGCUUCAAAUUCUGGUGGCACUGCUCCGUGCUAAGGCGGAACACGGUGGCGCCGCCUCCAGCAUAAUCUUCACUACGCUUGGCCGACUAGACUAUGCCUUUGAUAUUUUCAGCCUCCCAAUUACUGAGCACCCGCCGACCAUGUUCGACGAAAUUCAAAUCACCGAUGGGGAAUCGGUCAAUUUCAACGGCCAAUUUCCUUCUCCUUUGUCGACCUCCUCGCUUUUAUCUCUCUUACCCAACCAAACUCUGGUACAGACCAUUUUUGGGGUCGACCCACCUCCUUUGCAGGUCGUCUAUGUCACCGAGCGAGAUGGGGUGUGGAAUCUUUACUACGAUGUUGUAAUUGCCGAUAAUCCUACAUCGGAAAACGCCAGAAGAAGGUCGGCCAUCGAAGUUUUCGAUCGAGUUCAAAUUCCUCUCUUGGGUAAGAAGCUGGUAAGUGACAAGAUUUCUAUGAAAGAUAAGCCUAAUUUGGUAGGUAAUCAUGUGGUUUAUGUGUCGACUCAUGAGAACACGGGCGAACCCAGAACGAGUUGGGCAGCAGUGUACUCAACCGAGUUGAAAUCGGGCGUGACUCGGAGGUUAACGCCCUAUGGUGUGGCUGAUUUUAGCCCCGCGGUAUCACCGUCCGGGACUAGGACUGCGGUGGCUUCGUAUGGAGCAAAGGGAUGGAACGGUGAAGUUGAAGAGCUUAGUACGGAUAUUUAUAUUUUCUUGACUCGGGAUGGAACUCAGCGAGUCAAGGUUGUUGAACACGGUGGAUGGCCAAGUUGGGUGGAUGAAUCGACUCUGUACUUCCACCGGAGAGGUGAAGAUAAGUGGUGGAGUAUUUACAGAGCUAUUUUACCAAGCAACGGUAAGAUUUCUGUUGACUCAGUGGUGAUUGAGCGAGUCACCCCACCGGGUCUCCACGCGUUCACUCCAGCUACAUCACCGGGGAACAAGAACUUCAUAGCCGUUGCUACAAGAAGAGCCACUUCGAGUUUUCGCCAUAUCGAGCUAUUCGACCUGAAGAAGAACGAGUUCAAGGAGCUAACUCGUCUGGUCUCGCCGCAGUCUCACCAUCUCAACCCGUUCAUCUCGCCCGACUCGACCCGGGUCGGGUACCACAAGUGCAGAGGAGACGGAAACGGAAGAAAAAAACCCAAACUAUUCCUCGAAAACGUCCGCAGCCCCGUCUCCGACAUCUCCCUCUUCAGAGUCGACGGCUCCUUCCCUUCAGUCUCGCCAAAGAACGACGUAAUCGCUUUCGUUGAAUUCCCAGGCGUUUACGUCGUGAACCUAGAUGGCUCAAAUCGGAAACAAGUCUUCAACGGAAACGCCUUCUCGACCGCCUGGGAUCCCGUUCGCAACGGAGUCAUAUACACCGGCGCCGGACCAGAGUUUGCUCCGGUAAGUGCAGAGGUUGAUAUAAUAUCUAUAAACAUCGAGAACCCAGAUCAUGUCAUCGUAAAGAAGCUGACAACAAACGGUUUAAACAACGCUUUCCCUUCACCCUCGCCGGACGGGAAACUUAUCGUAUUCCGGUCGGGUCAAACCGGUUACAAGAACCUGUACAUAAUGGACGCGGAGGAGGGAGAGAAGAGUGGGCUCCAAAGGCUAACGGAGGGUCCAUGGAGCGAUACCAUGUGCAGUUGGUCUCCAGAUGGAGAGUGGAUCGCGUUCGCUUCGGAUCGGCAUAACCCGGGUGGCGGUAGCUUUGAGCUGUAUUUGAUCCACCCGAAUGGAACCGGGUUGAGAAAGUUGAUUGAAAGCGGGUCGGGUGGUCGGACUAACCACCCGGAGUUCAGUCCGGAUGGGAAGAGCAUAGUUUUUACAACAGACUACGCGGGUAUAUCAGCAGAGCCAAUCUCGAACACACAUCACUACCAACCCUACGGUGAGAUCUUCACUAUUAAAUUGGACGGUUCUGAUUUGAGGAGAUUGACUCAUAACUCUUACGAGGAUGGAACUCCUUUUUGGGUCCAUAAAUUCUUGAGGCCUGUCAAUGUGGAGUGGCCCAUAGAUAGGCCUCGUUGCCAAUUUGAGGAUUUGCAUUGGCUCAAGGACAUGCCUGGGCCUAGCUACGGUUUUGGGCUUCUGAACAAGGCUGAGUGUGGUACGAAAUUCUAGUAUUUAUAUGUCUCUUAUGUGAAAAAUAGGUAUUUUGCAAACUUUGGAAUAUUGGUAUGUGACUUUGUAGAUGGUGUUUAAUUAAUGUGCUGGAAUUAUCCUUGAGUGCUUGUUCUAUGUAAACAAAUAAAAUACUAUAGUAAAAUCUUUAAUAUAGUCAUAAUUUUGUUUUGGGAUCAA